Messenger RNA from Theileria annulata, 1668 nucleotides. RefSeq lists its product as uncharacterized. The transcript has 11 exons. The record is from RefSeq and is a predicted model, not a curated record. The coding region runs from base 1 to 1668 and encodes 555 amino acids. Lineage: Eukaryota; Apicomplexa; Aconoidasida; Piroplasmida; Theileriidae.
AUGCCAUAUUUCACCGUUGAUGAAUUCGAUGAGCAAGUGUUAAACAUUACAGUUGAGCUAAAUGAAUUUAUAGACGAAAACAAUUUGAGUAAAAAAGAUAUAAAACCCGAAGAAUAUGGCGUAUUUGUAUUCUAUAAUCAUGAUAUCGAUGGAAUAUGCUCAAUGUUUAUACUAGAGCACCAUACCAAGUUUAGAAAUGGAUUAAAACUAACUGCGUACCCAAUUUUAAAUGAAUCAGAUAUAUACACAUACAUCAAGAAGACAUUAGCAAUCAAAACAGCAUACCCGUCACUGAAGUUUGAUAAAUAUUUGAGAGUCAUUUUACUUGCAAUAAAUGGCUGGAACGAACAGAUUCUAUACUCCAUAAAGCUGUAUUUUGAGAGGUUCUUGCCAGAAAACCUAAGAAAAUUUCUAAAGAUAGAACACACACUUGCUCAUGACGUUCAGACAGACGAAUGGCACUUUUUUCUGCAAGAUAACAGUGAUAAAUUGAACGAAAUACAACAAGAACAAAAUAACAAGAUUGUGGAAUGCAUAAAUGAGUGUGAUAAGGCCAUCGUACUAUUCGCUAGCUGUAUCGGAAUACUGAGCUGCUAUGAGUUCACGAACACCGAAAAUUCAAACUUAACUCAACAAAUAAGGAGUAAUUACUUCAAAAUUCUGUCUCUGCAAGGCGGACCGUACGUGAUUUACGAUAACCACAAACUCCUGACUCCGUUAAUAACGCUGACCACAUUUGAAGAAUCACUGAAAAUUAGCCCUUAUGUCUUGAUUUACGAUCCCCAUAUCACAAAUGAAACCUUGUCCGAUAUUCGGAUCUUCUGUAACCUGAAAUUGGACGAAUACAACUCAAAUUUUACCAACUUAUCGCCCUUGAAGCAGAAAAAUGUUUUGUCACUGUUAAAGAAUAAGUUAAAUGUAAAGAAAAACACGGGCCAGCUGUGUUGGAAGAGACGAAUUCUCAAUAUAACUUCAAUAGACAUUUUGUACAUACUAUUAUUCAUUUUGAAUAAGGAAAACAAGAUAAUAAUCAAGGAUUUCCUGUACAAUAUCUUGAUAGAGAGAAUAAAUGAGGACAGCCACUACGACAAGAACAUCCUGUACAAACUGAAGAAUAAAACCUACGAAUACAUCAGGAACAUUUAUCAACUUACUGUCAACACCAGUUACAAUACCAUUUUAACCACCACGAUAUACCCAAACAUUAUAUUAAACCAAUCUUAUCAUUUGAAUUUUAUAUCAUAUUUGAUCAUAUCAAUAUACAAUAAAAAUAAGGAGAAAUCAGAGAAUAACUUGUUACUGCUCUUCAUAAACAAUAAAAACGUAGCCAGGACGAACACAAAGAACAAUAAUGUGUCUUCACUAGAGGACAGAUGGAACAAAAGCAACGAAUCUGAUGAUUCACUGCUGAUUUUCGGAUAUAACCACGACUUGAACAACAACCUCUGGCCCAUGGUGUUCAAGUCGCUGUCCCACCAGAACAGCUCGUUCGUCCAGGAUUACUUUAACCCGAACCUGCUCUCAACCAAGCUGGGAGAUACGGAGUACAUCAGGAAGAUAAUCAUAGAGAAUUUUAAGAUCAUACAGCAAAUCAAGUAUAACCAGGAGGACGAUAUAAGCCAGGAGCUCGAGAGUAUUCAGGAAGACCAAAGUGAAGAGGAGGAGUAA